AUGGAGCCAAAUGCUGCACAGCUGGAUACUGACAAUGAUGGCUAUGGAGACGAAUGUGACGAUGACGACGACAAUGACACAGUGCUCGAUGACGUUGACAAUUGCCGUCUUCUGCCCAAUAUGGACCAAGCUGACUUUGAUGGUAAUGGUAUCGGAGAUGCCUGCACUCCUGACUUCGACAUGGAUGGAGUGGUUGACACUGAUGACAUUUGUCCUGAAAAUAACGCCGUCAGCAGGACGGAUUUCAGGGACUACAACACCAUCAAUCUUGGAGACGGCAGCUCCAAUAACCCACCGAAUUGGGAGUUUCUUAACGAUGGUGCGGAGAUAACACAAAACGAGAACAGCGACCCCGGAAUACUUCUUGGCACAACGAACUUCGACAGUGUUGACUAUCGAGGAACCUUCUUCGUGAACACCCAGGUUGAUGACGACUUUGUCGGCUUCGUCUUCAGCUACCAGAGCAACUCCCGCUUCUACCUGGUGUCCUGGAAACAGGCAGGGGACGGCAGUGGUGGAGAACCAGGUGUUCAACUGAAGCUGGUGAACUCGACGACCGGACCCAGUCAGGACUUAGCAUUAGCUCUGUGGAAUGCAGCUAACGUUGGGGGACAGACCAAGCUGCUGUGGGAGGACGCCAACAAGAUCGGUUGGAAUGACAAGACCGCCUACCGGUGGGAACUGAAGCAUCUUCCUUCCAUCGGCCUCAUCAGGUUGAAGCUAUACACAGGAAGUCAGCUUAUUGUGGACUCCGGUAACGUGGAGGACUUCUCCUUGCGUGGCGGCCGCCUUGGGGUAUACUGUUACUCCCAACAGGACGUCAUCUGGUCGGAUCUUGUUACCAAAUGCGACGACACCCUGCCUUAGGAUUUCAUUAUCUGGCCGUGACCAAAUCGGCCGUGACAUUACAGCAGUGCAUCAACACUUCUCCCCGCUCUGCUCAGCUCAGCUCAGCUCAGCUCAGCACAGCUCAGCUCAGCUCAUCUUCUCUUUGAUUAUUUCUGUUUAUGACAUGCUAGUACUUAUUUCUGAUAAUUUUCUUUGGCUUCCCAACAACAAACACGGAAUGAUAAAUGACAUGUUUUGAACUUGAACAUUAGAUUGGUAAUUUCUGUGAUCGACAUUAUUAAUCAAAUCUGUCGGUCAACUUAAUGCGAUUUUGAUUUCGUAAUAACGUUUGCACACAUGUAUGCACUGGCUGUAUACUGUACACUGUGCUAGAUUGAAUUAAAGACGGCAAAAUCAAUAAAGCGUAUAGUACAACAAAGGAUGCCACCACAGAUUGCACUCAUUCAUUCAUUCAUACGUUCAUUCAUUUCUUAGGGUGGUUAUGUAGCUUUUGUCGCGUGACGCAAUCGGCAGCGCGUUGGGCUCUGGCCCAAAAGGUCCCGAAUUCGAAUCCUGC
This is a messenger RNA of Branchiostoma floridae (Florida lancelet), 1405 nucleotides long. RefSeq names its product cartilage oligomeric matrix protein-like. Gene Ontology annotation, cellular component: extracellular region. Lineage: Eukaryota; Metazoa; Chordata; Leptocardii; Amphioxiformes; Branchiostomatidae. Bases 1 to 867 code for a protein of 288 amino acids. The record is from RefSeq and is a predicted model, not a curated record. Gene Ontology annotation, biological process: cell adhesion. Gene Ontology annotation, molecular function: calcium ion binding. The transcript has 9 exons.